AUGGCCGAAAGUGGAGGUAUUGACCGUCGCGCCGACGAGAAGAUGGAGUUCUCAACCUCCAAAGAGGUCACCGUUCAUCCCACUUUCGAGUCCAUGUCGUUGAAGGAGAACCUCCUGCGGGGAAUUUAUGCUUAUGGCUAUGAGUCGCCCUCUGCCGUCCAGUCUCGUGCCAUUGUCCAGGUCUGCAAGGGUCGCGACACAAUUGCCCAGGCUCAGUCCGGUACCGGAAAGACGGCCACUUUCUCCAUCUCCAUGCUCCAGGUCAUCGAUACUGCCGUCCGUGAGACUCAGGCUCUCGUCUUGUCGCCUACCCGUGAGCUCGCAACCCAGAUCCAGUCAGUUGUCAUGGCUUUGGGCGACUACAUGAAUGUCCAAUGCCACGCUUGUAUCGGUGGCACCAACGUCGGCGAGGAUAUCAGAAAGCUUGACUAUGGCCAGCACAUUGUCUCCGGUACUCCUGGCCGCGUCGCCGACAUGAUUCGUCGCCGCCACUUGCGCACUCGUCACAUCAAGAUGCUCAUUCUCGACGAAGCCGACGAGCUCCUUAACCAGGGCUUCCGCGAGCAAAUCUAUGAUGUCUACCGAUAUCUCCCUCCCGCCACUCAGGUCGUCGUUGUCUCGGCUACUCUACCUUACGACGUGCUCGACAUGACUACAAAGUUCAUGACUGACCCCGUGCGCAUUCUCGUCAAGCGUGAUGAGUUGACUCUGGAGGGCCUCAAGCAGUACUUUAUCGCCGUCGAAAAGGAGGACUGGAAGUUCGACACUUUAUGCGACUUAUACGACACUCUCACCAUCACACAGGCCGUGAUCUUCUGCAACACUCGCAGAAAGGUCGAUUGGUUGACCGACAAGAUGCGUGAGGCCAAUUUUACCGUCAGCAGCAUGCACGGCGACAUGCCUCAGAAGGAACGAGACAGCAUCAUGCAGGACUUCAGACAGGGCAACAGCAGAGUUCUCAUCUCCACCGAUGUUUGGGCUCGUGGUAUUGAUGUCCAGCAAGUCAGCUUGGUCAUCAACUACGACUUGCCAAGCAACCGUGAGAACUACAUUCACCGCAUCGGUCGUAGCGGUCGCUUCGGCCGAAAGGGUGUCGCCAUCAACUUUGUCACCAGUGAGGAUGUUCGCAUUCUCCGUGAUAUUGAGUUGUACUACUCGACCCAGAUUGAUGAAAUGCCUAUGAACGUCGCAGAUCUGAUCUCCUAG
Molecule: messenger RNA, 1206 nt
Organism: Truncatella angustata
Lineage: Eukaryota; Fungi; Ascomycota; Sordariomycetes; Amphisphaeriales; Sporocadaceae
Product: DEAD/DEAH box helicase
Exons: 2
Coding region: 1-1206 (401 amino acids)
Cellular component (GO): nucleolus; catalytic step 2 spliceosome
Molecular function (GO): ATP binding; mRNA binding; RNA helicase activity
Source: RefSeq, a predicted model, not a curated record